Molecule: messenger RNA, 612 nt
Organism: Sphaeroforma arctica JP610
Lineage: Eukaryota; Ichthyosporea; Ichthyophonida
Exons: 1
Source: RefSeq, a predicted model, not a curated record
AUGGUACCGUUGACCUCUGUCAAGAACAAAACUAAGAACAAUAUCAAUGGGGAAAAAGGAGGUAAGGAAGAUUUGUCGAAGUUUAAGUGUAAUAAGUUUUCCUCGGCGGACAUUGCGUCACAUGCUCGAAUGGUAUCAGCGGUUGUCGAUAUGGCUGCGUUGAGGGCGGGUAAGAAGAACAGACAGCGCACAACCUUGUCAACGAAACGGAAGCACUGGCUUAUGGGCUUGAUCAUCCUUCUCAUUGUCAUGGGGGCUAACGGGUUGAUUGCUGGUGUGCUCAUCUGGACCGAGCAAAUGAAGGCACUGAUGAUUUUGACUUUUGUUCUGGUGGAAAUGGCUCUAUGUCAGCAAAUCUUGUCUUUCCUGUUCUAUCUGUUCUACACAGAGCACAUGAUAACGGCCAGCGAGCAGAGUAUGAGCCGGAAUUGGACAAAACUUCUCAGUGGAACUCUUUUCAUCACCACCAUCGUGUGUCUAUAUACCGGUGCGCUAACCACAUAUUGGAUGACGAAUUCGAUCGACAGUUCUUUGCCGGGAAAUGGUACCUAUGUCCUCAACAACACGGUGAUAGCCUAUCAGGGACCGGUUGAGAGCGAGAUCGACAGCAUG